CUUUUUUAUCAUUAUGCUUUUUAUGUGGCUUCCCUUUCUUUUUUUUCUUUUCGAAUCUUUUUUUAAUCAUAUCCAUGAUUUUUUGUGAAGGGAUUUUUCUUUACUUGCCCAUUACUCUAUGCGUCUGUUGUCUUUUCCCUCCCCAUCCUCUUCUUUCCCUCCUAACUAAUUACCCCCAUCCAUCCACACUUCCCUCUCAUCCUUACAUUCUCUCCCCCACACCCACACUAGCCUCGCCGAACUCUCCCUUUCUUACCCGACCAGACUCCAUCUGGAUUCUUCCUUUUUUCCAUCUCCUCCACUCUUCCCCCCUCCUCCACCUUCUCUCCCCCAGUCGCACACUUUGCUUACAUCGGGGGUUUAAUUUAAUUUCUCGUGUGCCCGAAUUCUCGCGCCUAUCGCAUUCGGUUUCAUUUUUCCCGUUCCCCGGCCGUCUACUACCUACGGCCACUCUCUUCCUUUUUGUACUCAUCCCACGCCCUCUCCACUCCAACUGGACUUCUUUGAUUUUUUUUCCUCUCUUUUUCUUUUUUUCGCCUUCCUUUCCUACACCUUCCCUUCUGCUACCAUCUUGCUGCGUUGGUUGAGAACAUCGCAAUAUCGCUGUCGCCAGCCUCUACUCCCACACCUAUUUCCUAACUGACCGACUACUUCCCGGCUUCAGACCUGACUCCCCUUGCGUGCUACCGGCAUCAGAACGCAAAGAUCCUACGCCAAUAAACAUCCUUCAAAAGAUCUCCCGUGAAAAGACCGGGCAUCGCUGUUGUCCCCCCUUGCAACCCAGACCGUCUGGCGUCUGGCUCGGAAUCCCGGGGAAA
Aspergillus fijiensis CBS 313.89 is the source of this 818-nucleotide messenger RNA. RefSeq lists its product as uncharacterized. The record is from RefSeq and is a predicted model, not a curated record. Bases 75 to 587 code for a protein of 170 amino acids. NCBI's taxonomy places the organism in Eukaryota, Fungi, Ascomycota, Eurotiomycetes, Eurotiales, Aspergillaceae. The transcript is spliced from 2 exons.